AUGGCGGACGUAGUAGAUUACCCUCGAGUCGCGCCUUCCCUCGCCGUUCCUCACUACGCGCUGCGCGUUCACGUUAGUACCACAGCGUGCCUCCUCCUGUUACUCCUCUACUGCUCACCGACGUCGGCUUUCCGGCCCAUAUCGAGGCAGAUUGUUUCGAAGCUGCCUGCUGCUCGCCGCGGAUCCUCCGCGCGGAUGGUUCCGCCUGGCGUGGCGCAGCUUCUCGCUGCGCGGCGGGCGGAGAGAGCAUCCGCGGGGGGACGCAGAGGCGGGUACAGCCGGUCAGGGAGUUCCGGGUUGCGCGCAUCCUCCGCAGCCGCGCCGCAAGCUUCCGCGGCUGACACGGCGGCUCUCAAGGCGAUCUUCACGGCCGCGCUGCUACCUAUCCCGGCGAAGCAGCCGAACGCGUGCACGUGGCCCGGCGCCCCGUCACUUAACUUCCUCCUACGCUACCUCCCCUUCCCCGCACCCCCCAGGCGCCAUCCCCGCCUUCUGCUGGGUGAUCAAGCCCUCAUCUUCCUCACCUACUACUAUUUCUUCCUAUUUUCCUGUCUCUCCCCUCCCUGCUCCUCGUCCCUCGCCCCAUCAUCCCCCCCAGGCACCAUCCCCGCCUUCUGCAAGGGCGAGGACCAAAUGUUUUACCUUAAUCUCGCCUCCAACGACCUCUCCGGCCCGCCCACCCCGCUCUCCUCCCCCGCCUGCGCCGCCUCCCUCGAAUUUCUCAACCUUGCUUCCAACCGCUUGUCCGGCCCCAUCCCCGCUACAAUCAGCUCCUUUACAAACCUCACGCGCCUGCGCCUCGACAAUAACGCCCUCACGGGAGCGAUCCCAGCUGCCAUGGUGUUUGCUGAGGAGAGGAAUCGUGGUGAGAUUGAUGGGGAGAUUGAUGGGGUUAGAGAGGAAGGGGACGAUGCAGAAACAGAGGAGAACGAAUCCAGGGUGGGAUUUGGUGCUGCUUUUGGUGCUAGUGCUGGUGGUGGUGCUGGUGCUGUUGGUGGUGCUGGUGCUGCUGGUGCUGCUGUUGGUGCUGUUGGUGGUGGUGCUGGUGCUUGUGCUGGUGCUGUUGGUGUUGCUAUUGGUGCUGUUGGUGGGGAGGCAAGGGGAUCAGCCGCAGCAAUGCCAACAGGCGCACACGUGGUGGCAGAGGCAGCGGCAGCGGCAGAAGCAGCGAUAUUUUAG
Closterium sp. Naga37s-1 is the source of this 1179-nucleotide messenger RNA. The record is from the annotation of a GenBank genome assembly. NCBI's taxonomy places the organism in Eukaryota, Viridiplantae, Streptophyta, Zygnematophyceae, Desmidiales, Closteriaceae.